Kluyveromyces marxianus DMKU3-1042 is the source of this 1647-nucleotide messenger RNA. RefSeq names its product mannosyl-oligosaccharide 1,2-alpha-mannosidase (gene MNS1). The record is from RefSeq and is a predicted model, not a curated record. Gene Ontology annotation, molecular function: mannosyl-oligosaccharide 1,2-alpha-mannosidase activity; calcium ion binding. Gene Ontology annotation, biological process: carbohydrate metabolic process; N-glycan processing. Gene Ontology annotation, cellular component: membrane; endoplasmic reticulum. The transcript has a single exon. The coding region runs from base 1 to 1647 and encodes 548 amino acids. NCBI's taxonomy places the organism in Eukaryota, Fungi, Ascomycota, Saccharomycetes, Saccharomycetales, Saccharomycetaceae.
AUGAAGUGGACAGUAACGCCAAUUAUUUGUGCAGUAUUGGCCAUAACUGUUUACCAGUAUGGAGCAAGGUUCUUGCAAGAGACGUAUAAGUCUAAGGACGUUAAGUUUGAGAUUGAGUCGGUCUUCUUGGAAUCCUGGACUGAUUACAGGGAGAAUGGGUGGGGCUAUGAUGUGUAUGGGCCAGUUUCGAAAAAGGGUAAAAAUAUGGGACGCUCCGGUGAUCCAUUGGGUUGGAUAAUUGUUGAUUCCAUUGAUACGAUGAUGAUAAUGUACAACAAAAGCUCAGAUGAGGACCACAGAAAACAGUUUGCAGCUGAGAUUCAGCUCGCUGAAGAAUGGGUCGACAACACUUUGAAUUACGACAUUGAUUCCGAAGUUAAUGUGUUCGAGACUACGAUUAGAAUGUUGGGAGGCCUUUUGUCGGCGUACCAUUGUUCAGAGACCUAUAAGGUUGGUAAUUCGACAGUGUACUUAAACAAGGCAAUUGAUCUCGGUGACAGACUAGCAUCUUCUUUCACGCAGUCAGCAACAGGAAUUCCAUACUCUAGCAUAAAUUUGGGAUCUGGUAAAGCCAUAAAGAACCAUGUGGACAAUGGGGCAUCGUCGACUGCUGAAUUCACUACAUUACAGAUGGAGAUGAAAUACUUGAGUUACAUAACAGGGAACUCUUCAUAUUGGACUCUUUCAGAAGCUGUUUACGAGCCAAUCUACAAAAACAAUAACGUUUUAGGUCGUCAUUACCAAGGUUUAGUCCCUAUCUACACUAAUCCAGAUACAGGUAUGUUCCAAGGAUCCACGAUUAGAUUUGGGUCUCGUGGUGACUCGUUCUACGAAUAUCUAUUGAAACAGAACUUGCUAACGGGGGAGUCUUUGUACCGGAAAUUGUAUAAUUUCUCGAUGAAAGGUAUGAAGAGACAUCUUCUAGAUAAAAGUCGAGGCAACCUAGCGCUCACCUACAUUGGUGAAAAAGAGUAUGGGUUAGCAGGGCCAACUUCUUCUAAAUUUGACCAUUUGGUAUGCUUUAUGGGUGGGCUUUUAGCUAUGGGUGCCACCGAUGGUAAACCAUAUACAGAAGCAAUUAGUAGUCCUGAUUGGGACCCAACAAAGCAAUCUGACUGGGACUUGGCGCAGCAAAUUACAAAAUCGUGUUAUGAAAUGUACCGUCAAAUUCCUUCUGGUCUUUCGCCUGAAAUCGUUGUUUUCAAUAGCAACUACCCUGUUUAUGAAGACAACUGGUGGGUCUCAGAAACUAAGGACUAUUUCGUCAAGCCUCUUGACAGGCAUAACAUACAACGUCCUGAAACAGUAGAAUCGUUGAUGUUUUUAUACCACCUUUCUGGUGAAGAAAAGUAUAGACAUUGGGGCUAUGAAAUCUUCAAAAGCUUUGUAAAACACACUAAAGUUGUCGACGAAGAUACGGAAACAUCAGCAUAUACCUCUUUACAUGAUGUCAUUAGUAUCCCAACGAAUAAAGCAGAUAAUAUGGAAAGUUUUUGGUUGGCUGAAACACUAAAGUACCUAUACUUGCUAUUCGAUGAUGAAGUGGAUUUGACCAAAAUCGUAUUCAAUACAGAAGCACAUCCUUUCCCAGUGUUUGAUCAGAAGAGAUUAGAUGAGUUGAAUUUAACCACCGGCUGGAAACCAUAG